AUGGUUAACUUACUAAAACGCAUGGCCAAGCUUAACUCUUUACUCGGCAUAAGAUUAGGACCCGGCGCAGCGAUUCUCCCACCAGAAGUUACCAGAAUACAUAUGGACUUUGCUUUUGGACUGAAUGGACAUCUCGGACCAAAGAAAUUCUGGCGCAACUGCCUUCCCCGCCUCAAAUACCACAACCCCGCCGUUCCCAUGACCGUCAAACGCAGCCAAGACACCUCCCUCCCCGCAACCCUAACCAUCCACUUCACCGACGCCUCCCACGCCUCCUCUCCACCCCCCAUAAACAGCACCGCCUCCAAUCCUGCUGCCCCUUCCACCCCAGGCGCUCCCACAGCCUACACGAAAACCAUCGAAUGCAAGCACCGCGACGAGAACGCCAUCCUCUUUGAUCUGAUGGAAUUAACCAAGGCCAAGAAAGUCCUACCUACCGCAGCCGAGAAACAAAUGUUGAAGGAUUUGGCGGCGAAGAAAUUGAAGAGUCAACAGGAUUCGCUGUUGAGUGCGGCUGUCAAUGAAAAGAUUCGGGCUGAGAAGGCGAUUUUGGAUCAGGCGAGAGGUGAGGUCGCUGCUGCUUCUGCCGAUAAUUAG
Botrytis sinoallii is the source of this 597-nucleotide messenger RNA. RefSeq lists its product as uncharacterized. Gene Ontology annotation, molecular function: structural constituent of ribosome. Gene Ontology annotation, cellular component: mitochondrion. The record is from RefSeq and is a predicted model, not a curated record. Bases 1 to 597 code for a protein of 198 amino acids. The transcript is spliced from 3 exons. Lineage: Eukaryota; Fungi; Ascomycota; Leotiomycetes; Helotiales; Sclerotiniaceae.